This is a messenger RNA of Fonsecaea pedrosoi CBS 271.37, 213 nucleotides long. RefSeq lists its product as uncharacterized. The record is from RefSeq and is a predicted model, not a curated record. Lineage: Eukaryota; Fungi; Ascomycota; Eurotiomycetes; Chaetothyriales; Herpotrichiellaceae. The transcript has a single exon. The coding region runs from base 1 to 213 and encodes 70 amino acids.
AUGCACUUCGGACCUGAGCAAGACACGCCGACACUAGAGAUUGCGUACGAUGGACGUCGAUUUCUUUCCGUCGGCCAGUCAAGCGUCGUGUAUGUGAUUGACACGGAGAGGGUUCUCAAAACCUACCACGACACCGACAACAACGAGGACAUUGUUGAGCGUCGAGCGUAUGCCCGUCUCGGCAAAAACACCCGAACAUCGCACAAUUCCUAG